GUGGGAGAAAAUUGCGUGAUCGAUAGAAAAUCAUUUUGUGUGGGAUAAUGUAAUUUUAUUUUGUUGAAGAAAACAAUUUUGCAAAACCAAAGAAUAAUUUCAACGUAUGGGAACUUUGUCUGCAAUUUGUGCGGAAAGAUGUGUAAGAAACUUUGCAGAUUGACAGAUGAAAUUGCCUCGACACCGAUACAAAUAGUGAGCUUCGCAUUGGAAACUUGGCAAUCUCCUGUUUACGUUAGCAGCACGAUAGUGAUUCUUAUCAAUCGACCUUAAAUUUUCAUCAUUUUGGAUUUGUACCAUGAUACUAUUAAUGUGUUAAUAUUUGGAAAAUUUGUUUGGAAAUUCUUAUGUAUGUAUUUGUGACUGAUAAAAUGUGAUUAAUAUUUGGAAAUUUUACUAAGAUUAUAUUAGCGAGAGACUCGAGUGAAUUUUUAUCGACAAAUUCUCAAACGAAACAUUGUUUAUUAAUUUUCAUUUUGCAUAACAUAUGAAUGUGUGUGAAUGAGAAGAGAGUUUUAUUCCGGACGGAAAGCACAUCCAGUGAAAGUUUGCAAAGAAAGUCCUUCAAACUUCAUUAAGCGCGCUCAUUUAGUUAAUAACGUCUCAGACUUAAUCGUUUAAGUCUGAAUUUACUUUUCCGCGAGUCAAUGCCAGAUUCAUUUGCUCCAAUCAGACUUAAACUUAUCAAUACUAAUUAAAACUCCUCGACCAAUCGAUCUGCGAGUUUCACGACGCUCAUCGCCAAGGAUUACGUCGAUUACAUAAAUUUGUUUUUCUCGAAAACUCGAUGAGAUAAUCACGAGCGGCAAUCAUGUCGCAAGCAGCCGAACCAGCGCCGGUGCAUUGCUACACCAAUCCGUCGUUCUGCCGUCAAUCGGAGUACAUCCCGGACGAUCAUCAUGUCAACGACCUACCGCCACCGCCGCCGUUGCAGUUUCAAGGAGGCGAUGAUUUACCGCCGCCUCCGCCGCCGUUGCAAUUGCAAUUGCACGCCGCGGGUCAGAGCAAUCCGGCUUUCCAGCAGUCACCAGCGGAGACGACGUUGGACAAUGUUGGCGGAUCGCGGGACCGCUAUUGUUAUCUGGAGGAAAACGUAGCCCCCUCCGCGCACAGGAGAUACGCUAGUCUUCCGGUGGACGAGCCUCGCGUGACUUAUAUCCAGUCCUCGCGUUACGAAUACACGCAGGAGCAGAACGAGAGAGACCGGUUGCCACGCCGGGCCUCGUCGAGAUACGAGUUCAUUCCGCAACAGCAGGUGCAACAGCGUUCCGCACCGGCGGCCAACCAAGACGAUCGAGGAGGGACGCAGACGCGGACGUGCCGCGGCAAUGCCGGCAGAUACGCGGUUAUACCGGGUGACCAGGACUACCAGGAUUAUCAAGACGGACCGCAAUGGAGCAACGCGAAAUCGACACCGCGGCAUAUCAAUACUCCGCAGGGCCGUUACACCAGAGUGCCAAUGCAAGAAGAGAUUCCGCCGGCACUUCCCGAGAGAAACGCUCAAGAACUCUCGCCAAAAAACAAUUUAGCUACGCAAAAAUUGCAUGAAAUAUUAUCGACGCCCAGGAAACCGAGAUCAAGAUCCGAAGAAAGGACACUGUCGCCGAAAAGACAACAAUCCUUUAAUCAAACCAGCACGCCGCAAAGAAGAGCGCUCACGCCUGGUGAAUCUCCAAAUGGUCGCACCUUUAGUCCAACUCGCACAACUCCUCAAGGUACGCCUCAGAGCCGAAUCUUUUCGCUCACAGGACCUCAGACGUCGACACCCAACAAGGAAUCGUCAGCUCGUAGAUGCCUUCCUCUAUUGGAAAACUCGUCGCGGCAGCAGGAUGUUUGUCCAGCCAAUAAUUGCGGCCGGCUUCGUUACGUGGGUACCGCACCGGUCGAUUUAAUAAACCUCAGUCAUAACGAGCCGCCGCCUCGCUACAUCUACGCAGAAAGCGGCCUCGAGUCCAUGCCGAUGAUGUCCGGAUCGCCCAAGUAUCACGUGAUACCCGCCGAUCAAAAGAAUUAUCAAAGCGUUGAGAGCGCGUUUAUAGCGCGCACCGCCGUCGUACCACCCUUAUCACCGCCAAAUAGUGACGCAAACACGACUUUGGCGAGCGGCAUGGAAAAAAGCGAGAGAAAGAGCGCGCCGAUCCUGUUGAUACUGGUCGGUCUUUUGACGUGCGGUCUCGCUCUUUAUCUAUCCUGGUCGCAAGGACGAAGAUAUUACUUCGAUAGCGCAGUCGGCUGCGGUGCUUGUUGCGCUUUAGCGGGUGCAUGUAGGAGUCUACGAAAAACUUGGACAGGACUCGGUCUGGCUGGAUUGGCGGCACUGAGCUGCGCCGGUCUUCUGCUACUAGCCGCUAAAUCUCCGAAGGAUGGCACACCGCUCCACGACAUCACAGCUGGAGCCUUGUGCGGAGUGUCAGUUUUAGGCGCUGGUCUCGCCUUGUUGGCUCUCUUGAAGCCGAGAUGCAGUUUCGGACGUCACAGAAGAGUGCACUCUUGGAUACCACGAUUUUCCCCUUAGCUUAUAUUGCUCGCGAUCGUGACAACAGUCAUGUGUCUCUUAAAAUUAUUGUACUUUUGAUAGAAGAAUAUGUAAAACAUAUAAGAUAGUUAAAAAAUAUAUCCAUAAAAUAUUGAUAAGAAAAAUUGGGGGAAUAAUCUUUUAUCUCAUAAAUACUAAGACAAAUAAAAUUGAUUUUUGUACAAAAAAUUAUGGUUCUAGCAAAACAUGCUCAUUAAGAGAACAUUCAAAAAAAUUACUGUAAAUGUAAAGAUAUAUGUACAGAUUGUUCCAAAAAUCCAGCAAUGGUUAAUUAUCUCAAAAAUAAAGUAUUAAAAAAAAAAUGUUUCAAAUAAAAGUUGCAAAGUUUUAAGUAGCGCAUUAAAUAGCGAUGUUAGUGUGAUUUUAAAUAGCAUUGUUAAAAUCAUGUAAAAAUCAGUUCUAAAUUUUUAAAUAAAAACCCCAUUUUUGUUUGCACAUUCUUAUAACUUACCUUAAGAGCUUUAAACACUAUAAUAAAGUUCCAUUCUACUAAGUAUUUUCCAGGUUACGAAACUUGAAAGGUACAGCACCAAAAGCAUUAGCCGAAAAUAAUUUUUACGUGACUUUAAUAAUGCUAUUUAAAGUCAUACUAACAUUACUGUUUAAUGUGCCAGUUAAAAUCGUAUAUUAUUUAAAACAUGUUUCUCAAAAAUGCUUUAUUUUUGAGAUAUUCAACUGUUGCGAGACUUUUGCGAUACCUUGUAUAUAUAGCUAAUGUUCUUAAAUAUUUUUAUCAAACAUAAAUUAUUUCUUCUUUUUCUUCCCUGAACUAUUAAACAUUAAAUCUUUUUAAUUGAUCGAAUAUAUGUAAUAAAAUCUGAGCUUAUUCAAAAUGUAUAAAAAGUAAACUUUAUCAUCAUUUAUAUAAAAGAAAUAUUAUCGUUUUCACAUGGCCUUUGUUUAGAGAUUUACA
Molecule: messenger RNA, 3449 nt
Organism: Cataglyphis hispanica
Lineage: Eukaryota; Metazoa; Arthropoda; Insecta; Hymenoptera; Formicidae
Exons: 5
Coding region: 812-2515 (567 amino acids)
Source: RefSeq, a predicted model, not a curated record